CCUUCGCUCCAGCCCCCGAUCUUCCUCCUCCGGCCCUUCCGACCUCCGGGAAGGGAGACCCGCUGCUGCGGAGAGAUGAAGGACAGUGAAGCUGAAGAACAGAUGAGCAGCUGGCUCUUCAAACAGCUUAAACUCCAUUUGGACCAGGAAUGGAAAUACCAACCUCGGGAAAAGGGGCUGAGUUUGAUUGAGUGCACUACUGAGAAUGAAAACACCUUAUGUCCAAGACUGAGGAAUGCAAAAGUGGAGGAUCUCUGGAGUUUGAUCAACUUCUUUGGAUUUGCCACAGAAACCUUUGUCCUGGCUGUUAACAUUCUUGACAGGUUUUUGGCACUCAUGAAGGUGAAACCUAAGCAUUUAUCCUGCAUUGGAGUCUGUUGUUUUCAGCUGGCUGCUCAAGAGGUUGAGGAGGAAUGCAACAUCCCGUCUCUCCAUGAUGUAAUCCGGAUUAGCCAAUGCAAAUGCACUGUUUCUGACCUAAAGCGGAUGGAAAAAAUAAUAUCAGAAAAACUGCACUUUGACUUCAAAGCAACUACUGCCUUAACUUUUUUGCACUUAUACCAUACUAUUGUACUCUGCCAUACCUCAGAAAGGAAAGAGUUGUUGAAUCUCGACAAACUGGAAGCACAACUUAAAGCUUGUAACUGCCGACUUGUUUUUUCAAAAGCAAAACCAUCCAUUUUGGCCCUGUGCCUUCUCUCUCUGGAAGUGCAGACUCUGAAAUCCAUUGAGUUGUUUGAGAUUCUUCUAUUUGUUCAGAAGCACUCCAAGAUAAGUGACGGUGACUUACUGUAUUGGAGAGAGCUGGUCUCAAAAUGCUUAGCAGAUUAUGCUUCUCCUGCCUGCUGCAAGCCAGACCAUAAAAAACUAGUUUGGAUUGUUUCAAGACGCACUGCUCAGAAUCUUCAAAACAGUUACUAUAGCGUUCCUGAGUUGCCCACAAUCCCCGAGGCUGGAUGCUUUGAUGAAAGUGAGAGUGAGGACUCUUGUGAAGACAUGAGCUGCGGAGAAGAAAGUUUCAGCAGUUCCCCCCCAAGCGACGCAGAAGGCACCUUCUUUUUUGACCUCAAACCAAAAUCCAAGUGGCAGGCUCUCUCCUUUGAUUCUGUGUGCUAGUCUGAGCUCUUAAUGCAUCGUAGUAUUUUUAGGCAAUAAGUAUCUAAACCAGCCCUCUCCAACUAGGGUGGCUUCCAAGUGCAGGCUUCCACUCCCAGAAUCGCCAGCCGCCAUUGUCCUUGCUGAGCAUUCUGGGAGUUGGAAUCCACACAUCUGGAACGGGCUACAGUUGGGAAAAGCUGAUCUUAGCAUUCCUUGUACUUUGGUGCAAGAUCUCAUGGAGUACUCAAAUUACAUGUGCUUUUUACCUUUGUAUGAUGGUAAGUCUGAUGUGGCAUGAUGGAUCAAAUUAACCAUUUCAAACCUUGUUCAGUGAGAAACGUUCAUAGGAGCACAUAUUUGCCACCAGAUUACAGGAUAGCUUGAAAGCUUGCCAUGUGCUUGAAUGCUCUGCUGAAAUUAGGUUGAACCUUAGCGGUGACGCAUUUGGGGGAUAGAUGAAAUUGCAGAAACGUAUCUGAAUUUCUUUUUUGAACUAUUUUAAAUAUUUUUUUAUGUGUUCUUUUAAAUAAAGUAGUCCGGGAGAAGUCCUUCAGUUUCAGGAGACUUGUUUUAGUCAAGAAUACAGUAUUUGGGUAGAAGUAAACAAGCUGCCUUUUUAAAUGCAGAACCAAUCCACAUCAAGGUCCUAAAGCGUAUUUUAGCGUUAAGAUUUCUAAAGAUGAGCUUUCAGAUCCUCAAAUUAGGAAUGAAAUGUUUUUAGAAAACCUUAGUGUUAUCGUAAAAAAAGAAGCGUACUACUAAAAUUAGAAGCAUUGGAUUUCAUUGUAAAGGCCACAGUCCCUCCCGCAGCUUAUUUCAGUAUUUCUUUUAAGUCGUUAUAAGUAAAUCUAUAAUCAUUAAACUUUGCAUGCUUAAGUGAAAACGGUUAGUGGAAAGGCAAUUGAUUAUGGAGAAGUUUUGCUAAAUGUGAAGUUGAUAAAACGGUUGUAACGGCAUUUAAUUGCUUACCUUUUUUUCCCUUAAAGCACAGACUUUAUGGUUGCUUUACUUAGUUCCUUCAAAUGUAUGCAAAGUAAGCAAAAGAAGUCAUUUAGUCUGUAGUAAUAAUGUGAAAGCAACGCUGUGGUUGAAAUGAAGGGGCAAUAAAGUUAGGAUUCUUGCAUCGUGUGGCUUUCCUGUGUAGGCAGAAGUGAAUGGUGAUAAUGUGUGGCGUGAUCUGAUUUUUAUAAAGAAAAACGUUUACAAAAAUGUGUAAAAAUGUAAAUUAAAACCUGUAAAAAAAAAAACUUAAAAAACAAAAUAAGCUGAAAAAUAUUGUAUUUUUACAGUGUAUGUUACUUUCUAUAUGUUGCAUGUAGAUAUUAAUUUAUUAUACCUUGUAUAUGAUAUAAAUAGUGUAUAUGGAAGGCGGGGGGUUGGUACUACAAGACAGUGUGUCAGAAUGUUUUUUGAAAGCUAUUUUUGCUCAGAAAUAACUCAAGAUUAUCUCUCUGCUUCAGUUCAAUAAAACCAAAUGCUUUUUCC
Messenger RNA from Python bivittatus (Burmese python), 2583 nucleotides. RefSeq names its product cyclin G2 (gene CCNG2). NCBI's taxonomy places the organism in Eukaryota, Metazoa, Chordata, Lepidosauria, Squamata, Pythonidae. The record is from RefSeq and is a predicted model, not a curated record.